AUGCAGCGUUCCUGCCGUCAUCUGGAAAAUCGCUUGUCCUCUCCCUUUUGCCCGUGGAUUUUCUCUCAACAAUCUUCCUUCACCAUCAUCAAUCUCGUCAACAAUACCUACCAUUCAUCAUCCUUAUACACCUCCAUGACCAGUCGUCCACUUGACUGCAUCAAUACCAGCCACACUCACUUCUACCACAGACAAUCUUUGGCCCCUCUCCAAACAGACCUAGACGCGCAGCAGCGACACCAAGCUCAACAAGGCGCCCACCUCAGACGCAGCUCCCAGUCUCCCAGACUAUCAUCUAGCAUGGCUUUUAUCAACAUCUGGACCAACGACUGCCCCAACUCCAAAGACGACAAGAAAAAGAACAAAGACGACAAACCCAAGCCUCCUCCCUUCCCACGCUCAAAGUCCUCCAAGUCAACCAAGGAUAAAGAUACCCACACUCCCGCCCAUAAGCCACACAAAGAGCACAAGCCUAAGGCCCACAAACCUCCCAAAGAACACAAGAAGCAUCCAGAACCCAAGAAGUGCAAAGACUCGAAGCCGGAAGAGUCCAAGAAACGCAGCUGGUUCUCAUGGCCACGGCAGUACGAGCCAGCCAAGCCUCCAGUCAACCUCACCAAAGCCCCGAACCACGAUACUGGCAAGAAGGGUGACGAUUCCAAGAAGAAGGUUGAUGAGCUGAAGAAGAAAGAUGCGGAGUUGAAAAAAGAGGGUGCCGAACUGAAGAAGAAGGACAAGGAGCUGAAGAAGGACGGCGCUGAGUUAAGAAAGAUUGGCGAUGACUUGAAGAAGAAGGGUGAUGAGUUGAAGAAAAAGGCUGAGGAUAUGAAGUCUGCUGCGGAAGGCUCGAAGUCUUCCAAAGCUGCAGACAAGAAGACGAAGAGUCAGGAGCAGAGAUCCGAUGGUGAUGAUGGCUGUGACUGUCCAUAUGAUUAG
Molecule: messenger RNA, 936 nt
Organism: Cadophora gregata
Lineage: Eukaryota; Fungi; Ascomycota; Leotiomycetes; Helotiales; Ploettnerulaceae
Exons: 1
Coding region: 1-936 (311 amino acids)
Source: RefSeq, a predicted model, not a curated record